Trypanosoma conorhini is the source of this 1522-nucleotide messenger RNA. RefSeq lists its product as uncharacterized. The record is from RefSeq and is a predicted model, not a curated record. The annotation marks the transcript as partial. NCBI's taxonomy places the organism in Eukaryota, Euglenozoa, Kinetoplastea, Trypanosomatida, Trypanosomatidae. The transcript has a single exon.
AUGACGAUUGAGGAGGAGGGCGAUGAUUUUGGCAAGUCCCCUUCUCCUGUAUCAUACAGAAAUGCAUUUGAUUUUCCAGAAUUGAGUGGCUUGGUAACGGAGGGCGUACUUGAUGGAACCGCAGUAUCUAAGGCCUGUUUUGAGCAAGGCACGUCACCUGUGUUAGGUGUUUCCUCAGCUCCGCGCGUCCGGACGGAAUUUCCCUCCUAUCCGACGGUGAUAAACCUGCACGACACAAAUAGCGCGCAUAAGGCGCGUAAUGUGGCAGUUAACUUGCCCGGGGAUGUUGUGUCACCAACUGCUGCGGUGGUUAAUUCCUCUCGCGAAAGACUACAGAGUUCGCCUGACAGUAAUAGUAUUAGCGCCCAUGUGCCCACCCCCGUGGAUGACCUUGUGGGCAUGGGCCCUGUGGUGCCGCGAGCGCUAACAACUCCGCGGCAGCACUCCACGAUUGCAAAGGCCAUCACCAAUACCGCUGAUAGCACUAGUAACAAGGCGACCAUGGUUGCAGUUGCUGCUGCGGCUCGGGCCAUGAGAAGCGUGGGCCCCAUCUUUGUUGACAGCGACACUCCACGCACGGACGGUGUUGUAUCGUCUAGGUGCUCCACUGCAAACGCGUCUUGUCAAACGCCAUCACAUUUUCCAAGCAACCGGAUGGCGCUCAAGAUACCAUUUGCGGUGGAGCAGUAUCCCAUGCAUUUGAGCGACAAAAAUUCGAGUGCGUCACAGGAGGUGUCUUUUCUCUUUGAUGGUAAUCGUGUCGACGGCGGCAAGAGUGACAGUAGCAGCAGAUGUAACGCCGGCCUUCACCACGGAACUCGUUGUCUGGCGAUGGGGCAUAGUACUGAAGGCGGAAAACUGCGCCCUACAAGUUCCCCUCAGUUGAAUGCUCCUAGCUGCCCCUCCUCAAAACAGUUAUUGUUUGCAAAGACUGCUCCAACCAAAACAAAGGCCUUGAAAGAACGCUAUCCUAUCAAGGUGCCCAGGAAGCCAACCAACGUUCACGGUACACUGCAAGAUGCGCUAAGGUAUGUGCCGUACAGAGCAGUAUCGCUCGGCGACGAAUCGCCACCAGUACGCGAGAGUUCCCGAAUAACUACCGAAGAAAAUGUGAAUCUCGCUCCGCUCUACGACACUGCAAAUAAACAGUCAGUGGAUAAAUACCAGUUGCUGCCCAUGUUUAUUCAAAUGUUCCCUUGUGAAUUGAGAGAUCGCACCAUUAUUGUCCUAAACCGCGUGGUUGAGGCUACAUGUGGCCCUGACAUUGCCACUGUAGUGGGUAUUGAGCCGCGCUCCGAGACGUCGUUUAUCACGCUCGUUCGCACGAAUGGCGUUUGGCAGCUGAUCCACAAACUGCGUUGUCGUGUGUUGAUGGACCGUCAUGGAUUUUGGUACGCCGAGAACAUGGAGCAGUACCUGCGGCUCAAGGAGUACUGCGAGAGUGUGCGGCGGCUGCCGCAGCAGAUGCGCCACUUUCAGACGGACGGGCUGCCGUGCAUGCCGCUGGUGGUGGAGCUCUCGC